Molecule: messenger RNA, 830 nt
Organism: Sardina pilchardus (European sardine)
Lineage: Eukaryota; Metazoa; Chordata; Actinopteri; Clupeiformes; Clupeidae
Product: troponin I, fast skeletal muscle-like
Exons: 7
Coding region: 111-623 (170 amino acids)
Biological process (GO): cardiac muscle contraction; skeletal muscle contraction
Cellular component (GO): troponin complex
Source: RefSeq, a predicted model, not a curated record
CACUGACCUGUCAAUGCCAGUGACAGAUCACAUCUCCCCUCCCCUGUCCAAGAGCUCUCCUCUUCCAGUCAAGAUUUCUCAUCAGAUAAAAAGAACAAACAAAAGCAAAGAUGUCUGAGAAAAAGAUGACAUCCAGCCGCAAGCAUCAUCUGAAGAGUCUAAUGCUUCACAUCGCUGGAGAGCGAAUUGAGCAGGAAGCGGUUGACGCUAAGGCUGCAAAGGAGGCCUACCUGAAUGAGCAUUGCCCUGAACUCUCAUUACCUGAUGGUCUGGAGGCACUACAGAAACUGUGCAAAGAGAUCCAUCAAAAGAUUGACAAAGUGGAUGAUGAGAGAUAUGACGCUGAUUCCAAACUGACCAAAGGAGCUAAGGAGGUUGAAGACCUGAAGUUCAAGGUCACUGACUUGAAGGGUAUGAAGAAACCAGCUUUGAAGAAAGUACGUAUGUCUGCCGAUCAGAUGCUGCAGGCUCUGCUGGGCUCCAAGCACAAGGUCACCAUGGACUUGAGAUCCAACCUGAAGCAGGUGAAGAAGGAGGUCAAGCAGGAGGCGACUGGCGACUGGCGCCAGAACGUUGAGGACAAGAAGGACAAGAAGAAGAUGUUUGAGGGUGCUGAGGCGUAAAUUCAAGAGACUCAAGAAGUUGACAUCUUCCAGAAAAAAAGCAAAAUGGAUAGAUGGGGGACAUUUGUUCUUUUUGCUUAAUGUUUUUUAUGUUCCCUAUACCUUGACAGAAACAAAUGCCUUCAUUCUCAAAAUGCACUGAAUUUAGAUAGAGCAAGCAUGUUACUGUUGCAGACCAUACAUAUUAAACAAUGGGCUUUAAUGUUC